Molecule: messenger RNA, 8039 nt
Organism: Podarcis lilfordi (Lilford's wall lizard)
Lineage: Eukaryota; Metazoa; Chordata; Lepidosauria; Squamata; Lacertidae
Source: the annotation of a GenBank genome assembly
CCCAACCCACACGCGUGUGUGUCAUGUAUGAUCUAGCUGAAAUUCCUGCAGGAGGUUUGGACUACAUGACCCACGAAAUCCUCUUCCAAUCUAGCAAUGCUAUGACGCUAAUAUUUCAGCCCCUCGCAGCCUUAUAUACGGCUUCCAAAUUCCCCGCCCCCUCCCCCAAAAAAGAGCAUCGCGAGAGAGCUGCGAAGAUCCCGCCCAUUGAAGGGGAGGGAACAAGGAAACAAUUUUUUCCUCCUGUCCACGCCUCCAAGCGGAUUCUCGUGAGGACAAGAGGGAGUUUCUCUCCUCCCCCGCAAACUUGUUCCAAAUGGAACUUUAAUGCACAUCCUUCCGGAUUCUAAUUGGACGCAGUUCUAAUUGCUGCGCAGCGCGCGCCACGGAAGCGUUUGCUGCACGCCAGAGGGAGAAGGGAAGAGAAGGCGUCUCCAUUCUCCCAACAUUUACGCACCGUUACGCAUCGCGCAUGGCGGAAUUGGCGCUGAAUCCGGAAGGGUGCCGCGUCGACUGACUUCAAGCGGAGAGGCGGGCGGCUGUUUUCCGCCCUUCCUUCCUUCCUGCCCCUCUCCCGGACCAUGGAGCUUCCGAGGCACGUUGGAGUCUCCAGGAUCCUGACGGUAAUUCCUCUAGCCGUGCCAGAGACGCCCGCGCCCUCUGUGUGCGUCUUUUCUUUUUCUUUUCCCCCUCCCCAUUUUGGUCGGGGUGGUAGCAUGGCGUUAUUGCACCCUGGGGAAAAAGGGAGAGGCAUCAGAGCAGGAAAAGCAGGCCGGGGUCUCUUCUCCUUUGCUUUCUCUUUCUCUUGCCGCGUUUGUUUUCUGGCGGAACAAACUGCUUGCAAUGGAAAAGGCGCGUCCGUCUUUGCAGCAAGAUAUUUCUCUGCCUUCCAACCUGCUGGCGUGCUUGGGGAUUUAUUGCGCGCCUCCCGCAGCUCCAACAUAGCCUCCGUUAGAGAAAAAUGAUCCAUGUAACUUUUCCAAAAGCAUGCUUAUGUUUAGAAUAGGAGUUGCAGCUACAAAACCAGUAGUGGUUGUUUCUCUUGGUUAUUUACUAAAAGAAAUAAUGUUCAGUGUUUCUCAAACUUGAGUCCCCCAGCUGUUGUUCGACUGCAGCUCCCAUCAUGCCUGGCCACAGGCCCUGCUAGCUAAGGAUGAUGGGAACUGUAGUCCAACAAUAGCUGUCAUUUGAGCUGCUGCUCCUAACCAAAUACAGUCAUACUUCAUGUUACGUUUUUUCAGGUUGCGUCCCGUGGCGACCCGGAAGUACCGGAAAGGGUUACUUCCGGGUUUCACUGCUCACGCAUGCGAAGAACCGUUAAAUCGCACUUCGCGCAUGCACACAAGCACCAAAUCGCGCUGCACAGAUACGGCGCUUCAGGUUGCGGGCUUUUCAUGUUGCGAAUGGGCCUCUGGAACGGAUCCCAUUCGCAAACAGAGGUACCACUGUAACAUUUCUUGCAGAUCGGUUUGAGUCCCCUUCUCAUUUACAGGCAUACACGGUUUCUUGUUAAAUAUAUUCUCAAAAGAGAUUGUUGCACCUUUGCUGAAGUUCAUCAGUUUAUGAGGGGCAAUGUAGGUUUUCCAUCCCCCUGAAAGGGUGAUUGAUCUGUUGUCUGCAUUUGAUGACAGAAUUUUAAUAGAUUUUUUUUCUGAUUUGCUCAUAGGACACAGACUGGACUGAACCAUGGAUCCUAGGUCUUGUAUUUUUCCACAUAGCUUACGUCUUCCUUACUUACCUCUCAUUCCAGCACUACCGCCUGCAAAUAGGACACUUCCUUUCGAUCAGUGAGUAUUGAAUGAAGUAUUUUUUAUGAUAUUGUUGCUCUGAAGUUAGCAUCUGGGUAUGUUUUAAAGGAAUUAAUGCAGUCAUUUUCAUUCUCUGCCUAUCUCUGUAACCUUACUAAAUUGUAUAGUAUGCAUUUCUGCACAAUGUACGUUAGUGUUGAUCACUUUCAAAUUGGGAUAUGACAUAUUGGAGUAUCUAUUCCAACGUGCACAAAGUAUUAGAGAAACUUUCUAAAGGCAUGUUUUUCAUUAGCAUUAGGUCCUUUCUUCUCGUACCCUUUACUGUUAGCAUGCUGAGAAAAUGACCCCGCUUUAGUGUAAGAUUCUAGAAUUUUAAAGUUUACAUUCAUAGCUUUGCAUCCCUGUAUUUUUGUUGAAUCUUCAUUUUAUUAUAAUUGAAAGUUUAUGGUUGUAAGCGCUCACUUUUUGCUGUGGCAAUAGAUAUAAAUGCCUAUAUAAACAGAAAAUUUAGAUAUUGAAGUUUACCCUAGCUGGCCCAUGGUCAGGUGUGAUGGGACUUGAAGUCUAGCAAUACCUGGAGUGCCACAGGUUCCUCAUCCAUCCCUUACCUGGGCACGCUAGUUAAAUUUGGAAUUGACUAUGGAAACUUGUGCAUGGAAGCCUAUAGGCUCUUCAGUCUUGCAGAUUACAUUUAGGAAAGAUGUUCUCUUCGUGGUUUCAUAUAUCACAUGCAUUCCCACACUUAGAUUCUUUAAAGCUUCAGAAUUCUAAUUUGUCUUCUUGGUUGUAGUGACCCUGGUAUUCUGUGCAGAAUAUAUCAAUGAAAUUGCGGCUGCAAACUGGAGGUAAUUACAUGAACUUUCUGCACCUAUGUUUACUUUAAAUACCUUUUAUCAUGCCGAAAUUGUUAUCAUCUUCCGUUUCCCACAGGUUAAUCAGGAAGUUUUUUAUGUCUGAUGUUUUUCUAUGUUUUAUAUAUGCUGUAAGCCACCCAGAGUGGCUGGGGAAACCUAGCCAGAUGGGCAGGAUAUAAAUGAUAAAAUUAUUAUUAUUACUACUUACUACUACUACUACUACUACUACUAAGCGACGCGGGUGGCGCUGUGGGUUAAACCACAGAGCCUAGGACUUGCUGAUCAGAAGGUCAGCGGUUCGAAUCCCCGCGAUGGGGUGAGCUCCCGUUGCUCGGUCCAUGCUCCUGCCAACCUAGCAGUUCGAAAGCACGCCAAAGUGCAAGUAGAUAAAUAGGUACCGCUCCGGCGGGAAGGUAAACGGCGUUUCCGUGCGCUGCUCUGGUUCGCCAGAAGCAGCUUAGUCAUGCUGGCCACAUGACCCAGAAGCUGGACGCCUGCUGCCUUGGCCAAUAAAGCGAGGUGAGCACCGCAACCCCAGAGUUGGUCACAACUGGACCUAUUGUUCAGGGGUCCCUUUACCUUUACUACUACUACUGUUGAGAUAUUUUGAAUUUGCCCUCCAAAUGUGUUGGACUACAUCUCCGACCAGGCCCAGUCAACUGAGGCAGGUGGGAGCUGUAGUUGGAGGGCACUAGAUUGGCAAAGGCGCCCCCCGCCCCCAGGUUAAAUUCUUAGCAGCCCUCUUCCAAGAAUAUAUGCAUAGGAUUGCUGGCUAAGAAUCCCAUUAAUGGGAGAGUCUGAGUCAUGCCUAGCUCACUGCCAUUCAAAUCAGUGGGACAUCUGAGUGCUUAUGCCUUUACAUUUAGCACCCUAUACAUUUUCUUACGCCAAACAGAAGUCAUCUAGAUGAUGUUACAAAAUGUUAACAGCUUACACAUAUAGCCCCCCUUUUUUAAAAGCAAGUUUUGUGGCAUAGGCAGAAGCAGUAGAAAAAAAGGUAAACUAGACACCUCCAAUUAUUAUGUUCAUUGCAGUGGUUUACAUAACUGCACCUCCUGAUAGAAAAUGCCAACACUGAAUAGCAGGCAUGUCGCAAAUAUGCUUCCAGAUAUACAUUAACUAUCAUGGCUGAGUCAAGUCAAACUCUGGGGCAGCAACAUGCGAGUGGCAAGAAUCUGGUGUCCUUUAUUUACUUUGGAAAUAAAGAUUUCACACCUUGGGUAUCUAAAAUGAAGCUCUAGAAGCAGUUGGGUCUCCAGCUGUUUUUGGACUACAAUUCCCAUCAUCCCUGACCACUGGUCUUGCUAGCUAGGGAUGAUGGGAGUUGUAGUCCAAAAAAUAGCUGGAUACCCAAGUUUGAGAAACACUGAGUGUUCAAGGUGAAUGUCUUAAAAGGGGAGGGGAGGAGGUUUGUUGACAAAAUGGCUCCUGAAGGUUCUCUUCAACACUGCAGGAACUCGCAUUUCACCUUUGCUUAUUGAGAAGUUGUGGGCAGCGAAGCAGGCUGGGAGACGACUUAAGUGUAGAUGGUGGAAAACUGGCCUGAGGCUAGCUGAACGUUUGCUGCCUACCAAGUGCUGGUGAAAGGCAGAGGAGCAGAAUUUCUUGCCACCAUUGUGUCCUCAGCGAGCCAGUGGGAGAGCAAAAGUGCCAUUCUUUUGUUUCUCGGUAACCGUUAAUUUGUAUUUGCAGCGACUAUACUAGAUCAUCCGUAUGAAGUAAUCACGUGUGUAGAAUUGUGUCGGUUUUUACUAACAUCUGUUUUAUUUUCCUUUGCAGAUUGUUCUCGAAGCACCAGUACUUUGAUUCAAGAGGAAUGUUCAUUUCCAUAGUUUUCUCAGCACCGUUGCUGCUGAAUGCUAUCGUUAUUGUGGUAAGAGCUGCUUCUUUUUCUUUCUUUCUUUCUUUCUUUUGCCUUACAAAUGUGUGUGCUCAGAUGUACAAGUGGGGCCUGCAACAGAAUGCUGCUGUGUGGAAUACUUGGGUCCAGGGAGCCAGCUUUUUCAGGACAGAUUAUUAUCUCUUUCCCUCCCCAGCCCCACCUCAGUCGAAGCAUUCCAUGCCCACGGAGCAUGCUCAGUCCUCACAGGGCUGAUUUGUGGGUCCUCACUGCUAAGUUGUGGGUGAGCAUAUCAGACGACACAGCGAUUCUUCAAACAGCUCUUGUUUAUUCACAGGCCAGAACAGAACAGAACUGAAGGGUUCAGCCAGCCUGCUUAUAUAGAGCUCCACUAGAACGCAACAGUAACCAUUUUCUGUAACUAUCCAAUCACUGAACGUCACUUUCGAUCCCUUAUUUGCAUAUGUGGACCUGAACUAUCUACAGUAUUCCCCUGCUGGCCCAGGGUGAGAACUUCAGUACAUAACACUCACUUCCACUUAAGGGUUUUUUUCUUAAGUUUUUUUUUAAACAACAACAACUGGAACCUUCUGGGGUUCCCCAAACAUCUCAGUUGCUUAUGGAUGGUGCUGUAAGAAUCCACAGUCAGCCCUGAACUUUGGAGUAUGUUCCUGAUAUGACCAGUAGGUUGCUCUGGCUCCCACAAGUUCCAAUGUUUUUGGAAGCCCACUGCACAAGACCUUGGAGCAUGGCCUUCAGUGUGGGUGCCCGUUCUGUGGAAUAGCAUUUCUGUCAAUAUAUGACAGGCAUCCACUACCUGCACCUUCUGGAAACAAAUGAAGACAUUUUUGUUCCAAAAAAGCCUUUCCAGUUGGAUGAAUGGGCCUCUGCCAUGGUUGUCUGUUUCUGAUUAAAAUACAUAUGUAUUGGGGAGGGGUGUUAACUGUUGUUUGCUAUUUUUAUUGUACAGUGGUACCUCGGGUUAAGUACUUAAUUUGUUCUGGAGGUCCUUUCUUAACCUGAAACUGUUCUUAACCUGAAGACCACUUUAGCUAAUGGGGCCUCCUGCUGCCACUGCGCCACCGCUGCACGAUUUCUGUUCUCAUCCUGAAGCAAAGUUCUUAACCCGAGGUAAUAUUUCUGGGUUAGCGGAGUCUGUAACCUGAAGCUUAUGUAACCCGAGGUACCACUGUACAUCACCUUGUAACUCUUAGAAAUAGAAGGCUAUUAACACAUCAGUAAUAAUAACAACAACAAAAAUAAGUGAUAAAUAAUAAGAAAUUAUUAUUUUUAUUUCAGGGUGCUUUUAAUGUGUGAUGUUCUGUUGUGUUGUUGUAUACCCUGUUGGAAGGCAGCCAGAGUGUCUGGGGCAACCCAGUCAGAUGGGCAGGUUACAAAAAUUAAAUGAUGAUGAUGAUCCUAUGAAGUAAAACAUUGUUCCUGCUCAAGACUGCCAGCUGGGCAUGUUUAUUUUGUCGCUCUUCCUUAUUUUUCCAGAUUCCCUUUCCAGCAGAGAGUAAGCAUUCAUUGCCCAUUGAACACCCAUUGGAGUGCUUGGAUUUUCGCCACCCCUUAGACCUUCUGAAAGGUUUGGGGGGGAAUAUUUUUUUUUACAGAUUUCAGGGGUCCCCCCUCAAGUGACAUCUUACCUCCCUCUUGUACCUGAGUGGUGCCAUUUUGUCUACAGAAGGACCAGCCCUUGAAGAAUAGUUGCCUGUUGUAUACAAAAGGACCGCUACUUCACUCACCUACAUAAUUAUUUGUUUUGCUUUUCAGAUUGCUUGGGUUUAUAAAACAGUGAAUGUAAUGACAGAACUGAAGACGGCGCAGCUAAAAAGGAAAGCAAGAAGAGAAAAUAAGAAAAGUCAAUAAAUAAUGGUUUCUCCUGUAAAUGUAUGUGGGAUGCCAUCAUUCUUAACAAUGUGAGGUUGAAAGAUUUGAGCUUUUGUGCCCUUUUCUUUCACAAGUUGUACAGUGGUUUUUGUGUGUGUGUGUUUUUUUGGGGGGGGGUUCUUUCUCUUAAACGAUUCUUUUAACUUAAAUUGUUGUCCGCUGUGAAUUAUAUCCCAAUACUGUGUGAGUGGAGCAGGACUUCACCUUCCUUCCUUUUAUCUUGCAGCCCUCUGUGUUACCCCCAAAUCUGCUCUGAAGGUUCCCCAACCUUCAGGUGUGUGUGUGAGAGAGAGACACAGCUGUGGAGAUGGUUGCUGCCCUAGGCCAGGCAUGUGCAGCUCUCUAGAGGCUGUGAUCUACCCAUUACCAUUGCCAAGAAUUGUUGAGCUUUUUUUGGGGGGGGGGGUGCCCUGAGUUGUCCGGCUAUUUUGGGGGGAGAAUUAUAUAAAAAGGCUCACACAGUAGUAUGCCAUCAGCCCUCCAUAAAACACUCAGCCAACGACGCAGUGAAUACAGUGGUACCUCGGGUUACAUACGCUUCAGGUUACAGACUCCGCUAACCCAGAAAUAGUGCUUCAGGUUAAGAACUUUGAUGCAGGAUGAGAACAGAAAUCGGGCUCUGGCGGCGCGGCAGCAGCAGGAGGCCCCAUUAGCUAAAGUGGUCUUCAGGUUAAGAACAGUUUCAGAUUAAGAACGGACCUCUGGAACAAAUUAAGUACUUAACCUGAGGUACCACUGUACAAGCUUUCGCGACAGCAGCCGCAAUGAAACAUAGUGCAGGGGGCGGAGUGAUCUAUCAGGAACACACAGGCGAUCACUGAUUUUAAUUCCGCAAUUGACCUGGAGCACCCCAAAGAUCUACCUGUCGAUCGGGGUCGACCGGUUGAACAUGUCUGUCCUAGGCAAACGACCUUGUUAUGAGCCUGUAGUAAAUCAUUUCAUACAAUGAAUUUAAUUGUAUACAGUUGUACCUCGGUUUAUGAACUUAAUCAGCUCCAGAAGUCCGUUCUUAAACCGAAAGCGUUCUUAAACCGAGGCGUGCUUUCCCUAAUGAGGCCUCCCACCACCGGUGCUCUUCCACCAUUCGGAUUCCAUUGUUCGACCAAGGUAGAGUUCGCAAACCAGGACACUACUUCCGGUUUUGCGGAGUUGGUAAACCGAAUUGUUCGUAAACAGGACUGUUCUUAAACCGAGGUACCACUGUACUGUGUAUAAAUUAAAAAGUACUUUUAUACGGUAGUUACUGAGCUACUAAUCCUGCAUCAAAGUGAACAUUGUGUAGCAGGUGUGCCAAAAUGCUAAUCAGAUGUAAAAUACCUUUAAUUUUUUAAAAAGAAAAACCAUCAAUUUUAACCUUUCCAUUUUCCACCCGUUGAAAAUCAGCCUAUUGGGUAUGCAGUGCCCGUUCUCAAAAUUGACUAGCUCCAUAAUUUGUCAUCCCUAACAACUGGGUGUCCCCCCCCCCCCGGCAACUAUUCUGCCACUUGAAGCUCGCAAAUGAUACCCCAGUGCAAUGUUUUGUUUUGUAAAGCAACCGUGAUUGUGAAUCCCAGCAUACUUUCUUGGCUAUCAGUUCCUUGGACUUAAACUGAACAUUAUUUUAAAAUAUUUGUACAUCUGAGUUGUAAAUUAAUACUGUAUAUUGCUGUAUAUGCCAUGAAAUGUAAGUUUACUGUUUUUACAUUAAACUUUUUAUUUUAUUUU